GACCGGAGCAGCCGCCGCCGUCGCUGCCGUCGGGGUGGGGACAGCGCCAUGGCCGAGAGAUACGACGUGGUCGUGGUCGGCGGCGGCAUCUCAGGUCUCUCGGCAGCCAAACUGCUGACUGAGUCAGGCUUGAAUGUGGUGCUACUGGAAGCUAAUGACAGAGUUGGAGGAAGAACUUUCACUAUAAAGAAUAAACAGGUUAAAUAUGUGGACCUCGGAGGAGCAUAUGUGGGACCAACACAAAAUCGUCUCCUGCGGUUAUCCAAAGAGCUGGGAAUAGAGACAUAUAAAGUGAAUGAAGUUGAACACCUGAUCCAUCAUGUCAAGGGUAAAUCUUACCCUUUUAAAGGUCCAUUCCCACCUAUGUGGAAUCCUUUGGCCUACCUGGACUACAACAACCUGUGGAGGACCAUGGAUGAAAUGGGAAAGGAGAUUCCCAGUGAAGCUCCAUGGAAGGCUCCACAUGCAGAAGAAUGGGACAAAAUGACUAUGAAAGAUUUCAUAGAUAAAAUUUGCUGGACAAAGGCUGCCAAGAAUUUUGCAACUCUGUUUGUGAAUGUAGACGUCACUUCUGAACCCCACGAGGUCUCUGCCCUUUGGUUUUUGUGGUACGUGAAGCAAUGUGGGGGAACAGCCAGGAUAUUCUCAACAACCAAUGGAGGGCAGGAAAGGAAGUUUAUUGGAGGCUCUGGCCAGAUUAGUGAGAAAAUGAUGGAACGACUGGGAGGCCGAGUGAAGCUAGGGAAGCCAGUAGUCCGCAUUGACCAGUCGGGAGAAAAUGUCAUAGUAGAAACUUUAGAUCAUGACUUAUAUGAGGGCAAAUACGUGAUCAGUGCCAUUCCCCCAGCUCUUGGUUUGAAGAUUCAUUUCAACCCACCUUUGCCCCCAAUGAGAAAUCAGUUGAUCAACCGAAUCCCCAUGGGCUCAGUCAUCAAGUGCAUCGUGUACUAUAAGGAAACUUUCUGGAAGAAGAAGGAUUAUUGUGGUACCAUGAUCAUUGAAGAUGAAGAUGCUGCAAUUAGUCUGACACUCGAUGAUACUAAGCCUGAUGGCAGCUUUCCUGCCAUAAUAGGCUUCAUUCUCGCUCGAAAAUGUAGGAGACUGACGCACCUCACAAAAGAAGAAAGGAAGAAGAAGCUGUGUGAACUUUAUGCAAGGGUUCUGGGAUCAGAGGAUGCUUUGCAUCCAGUGCAUUAUGAAGAGAAGAACUGGUGUGAAGAACAGUAUUCUGGAGGGUGCUACACAGCAUACUUCCCACCAGGCAUAAUGACUCAGUAUGGAAGGAUUCUUCGGCAGCCCAUUGACAGAAUCUAUUUUGCUGGCACAGAGACAGCCACUGAGUGGAGUGGAUACAUGGAGGGGGCUGUUCAGGCUGGAGAAAGAGCAGCCAGAGAGAUACUGUUUGCUAUGAGGAAAAUCCCACACAGUGAAAUUUGGAGGCCAGAACCUGAAUCAAUUGAUGUGCCAGCUCUGCCCAUUACUACAACCUUCUGGGAGAGGAACUUACCAUCUAUACCAGGACUGCUAAAGCUGAUUGGCUUUUCCACUUUCUUCACCUCUGUGACAGCUGCAGGGCUAUUUGCCUACAAAAAAGGACUUCUGGUUCGAAACUGAAAAGAUACUGAUUCCAAAUAACACAUCCAAUGUCAAUGAGAGACAUUGAUGAUACUGAAAUAUAUGUCUAAGCGUUGUCCAUAAUUGGAAUCCAACGUCUGGAUGAGAAACAAGAGGCUUUUGUUGAAAUAAUCUUGCUGCUUCUUCAGUGGGACUAUGAUUUCACUUGGAUAAGCUUUAUAAAAGUGCAAAAAUUUAAAAUCUUUUUGAGAUAUGAAAGAAAAAUAUUUUCGUGGAAGAAGGAAUUCUAUGUCCUACUAGACUGCUCUGAUGCAAAAGGGAGCCAGAAUUAAAUGACAACAGAGCUACCAGUACUCUCUGACAAGAAUUAAACGCACUUAAAAUGCAGAUUACAAGUGCCCACAAAUACACCUUUAAACAAACUAACAUUCCCUCUUACAAUGACCAUGUUGAUCUCAUAGUUUAUUCUUCAAUAAAGAUAAAAACAAGAUGGCCAAAGUGAUCUUACUUUCAAAGUAUCUCUACAAUUAAAUUGUUUAUGCAUUGUCAUAGACUGCAGCUUAUAGUGUGUCUCCUGUGAACAAGUACAGAUCAGUGUUAAGUGGUGCCUGCCUCUAUGUUUUGGGAAAAAAAAAAGUGACUUCACUUUGCAGGAAUAUAUAUGCUGUGUGCGUGAUGAAUUUGUGCCUUUUAUAACUGUAGCAUUUUCUCAAGUGCCUCUGUGGUGACUGUUUCCUUUGAUUUUCUUCUUAAGUUCCUGUUUCAAUAGGCUCUGCAGGUAUUUUUAUCUGACAGUUGUGAACCUUUUUUUAAUUGUAAUUAGAAUCAAUAAAUAUUAUCAUGUCA
Rhea pennata is the source of this 2421-nucleotide messenger RNA. RefSeq names its product monoamine oxidase B (gene MAOB). Lineage: Eukaryota; Metazoa; Chordata; Aves; Rheiformes; Rheidae. Gene Ontology annotation, molecular function: primary methylamine oxidase activity; flavin adenine dinucleotide binding. The transcript is spliced from 16 exons. The record is from RefSeq and is a predicted model, not a curated record. The coding region runs from base 49 to 1614 and encodes 521 amino acids. Gene Ontology annotation, cellular component: mitochondrion.